Labrus bergylta (ballan wrasse) is the source of this 1678-nucleotide messenger RNA. NCBI's taxonomy places the organism in Eukaryota, Metazoa, Chordata, Actinopteri, Labriformes, Labridae. The record is from RefSeq and is a predicted model, not a curated record.
GGAAACCUGCGUUCUGGUCUGCUCCGCGCUCUGGAUAAAAAAAAAAAACGAAGCACAGGCGCGUAAACUGCAUCCAGGCUUUAUCCCGGGAUAUUUACAAAACCUUCCUAAGUCUGGAGAAUAAUAACGGAGAGGAUUGCCGCAAAACACAAAUCCCCUCCUGCCACCUUAACGAUGGGAUCCAUACCGGCUUGAAAAUUCCUGGUCUGUAGGCUCCAGGAGGACUGGGUUUAUGCUGAAACCAUGAACUCAUUGUAUGCUCCAGCUGACUCCAGCGAGCUCUGAUCUCCACACUCAACAGCUCCUUCACUCGUUUGCUCCCUUUUUCCUUCUGCUAGCAACUCCGAUUAAAGAAAGAUCACAAUUGGAUAACUCGUCCCCCCCCUUCCCCCGUCCCCCCCGUCCCGAAGCGUCUGGCUGCAGCUCAGAUUUCCUGGAAAUUGCUCUGAGAUCUGGAUUUCUACAGACGGAGAAUUUCUAUUUUCAGUCCAGGAUACACCGAGAGGCUUUUGAAGAAAACGGCUGUGUUUGAAAAUUAUCAUAUUCCCCCUCCUCUUUUACUCUCCCGCUAUUCCUCAUUCUUUUCCUCCAAGUCCCAGAGGCACCAACUGAUGGAGAGACGGAGGAGAGAGUCAGGAUAAGGACAAGAAUUAGAGCAACAGAGAGAAGAGAACAAAACUGCUGAAUCGUCAGGAACAUUGGAGAAGAGGCCCCUGUGAGGAUUACUUUACCCGGAGAGCUGCAGAUCCCCGUUUAAAGUGAUAUCUGUUUGAAUUGUUGUUUACAUUUGAAAACUGUUAGCCACAGUGAAGCUAUCCUCUGUGGUUCAGUAAACCUGUAAGGUAUUUAUAAGAGAAGGGGCAACUAGGGAACUUUGAGUAUGACAACGGGGUUGAGAUUCCCGUGUUGGCCCCUGUGGCCCCUGGCCCUCCUCAGCCUGCUCACCACAGUGAAGAUGCUGGAAUUUGGCGGGGCGCCCGGCCAGUGGGCACGCUACGGACGCUGGGAAGCCGGAUCGGUGGGCGAGCUGAGCUUCAGCCUCAAAACCAACAUCAGCAAAGCCUUGGUACUCUACCUGGACGACGGCGGAAACUGCGACUUCUUGGAACUGCUGAUCGCCGGCGGGCGCCUCCAGCUGCGAUUCGCCAUCCACUGCGCCGAGCCGGCCACUCUGCACAUGGAGACGAGGGUGAACGACGACCGCUGGCACAUGGUCUUGCUCACGCGCAACUUCCGCGAGACCCUCCUGAUGGUGGAUGGGGAGACCAAAGUGGCCGAGGUCAAAUCCAAGAGGAAGGAAAUGGCGGUGGUCAGCGACCUGUUUGUGGGCGGGAUCCCUCCUGACGUCCGCCUCUCCGCUCUGACGUCGAGUACGGUGAAGUACGAGCCGCCGUUCCUGGGUUUGAUCUCCAACCUGAAGGUGGGGGAGAUACCUCCUACCCUGUUGAAUAGCCAAGGCAUCCAAAGUGACCUGGAGUACCUCUGCACCAAACAGAACCCGUGCUUCAAUGGAGGGUUCUGCUCGAUUCAGUAUGGAGAAGUUCACUGUGACUGCACGCACACUCGCUACAGGGGGAAGUACUGCAAGGAAGCUGAAGAGUAUGCUGUUGAAGGUAAGACUGAUGCUUUGCUCUCCAGGCCCUCUGACGGCUUUCCUCAAUGCUGUCAUGGAUGCUGA